AUGCAAUCCAAAGAGAGCACCAAGCAAAUGUCCAAGAGCCCAAGGUUUUAUAAUGAACAGAUUUUGGUUGUCUAAGAACAAGUGUGAACAUCCAUGAAUCCUCCCUGCUCUAAUUAUAGAAUCCAUUCACAAUAUUGACCGUAGCUAGAGAAGACUGUUUUAUCUGCAUGAUAACGAAACAUUCCCUGUUUUGUUUUUCAGAUGCUGCCAUAGAAAGCUCCAUUGCAGUCAAAGCUAUGGUGACCUUCACACCUGACUGGGCGAAUAUCCUCAUCAAUGAAUCAGUCAAUAUAACAUGCAAUGUAGGACCUUCAACACACGAGAAACAGAGAUAUUACUGGUACAAAAACACCAAACCAGUAAAGGAACAUCGGCCUAGUUUCACAAUCCAGUCCGCUGAUAAGAGCGACAUUGGAGAGUAUCAAUGUCACACCAAUACGAGCCAGAAGAGUGAUCCGGCCAAGCUUGGUGUUAUUAUUAACUUCCCGCUCAUCCUCCAGAGACCUCUGGUCAUAUACGAGGGUGACCCUUUAUUGGUUCGUUGUCACAGCCAUCACGGGAUUUAUGCCACCAACACAACUUUUUACAGGAACGGAAACUUAUUACAGUUCUCAGUCACCAACGACAACCUACAAUUUACAAACGUGAAUCAUAACAUGGCCGGGACGUAUCGUUGUACCAAACAAAUAUAUUACAACAAGAAAUUCCAAUUGUACUGUGCCGAAACCUACAUUUCUGUUGAAGAAAAUGUUUUCCUGGAUAAGAGACAAGCAGUCCACAGUUUCCCUUGGAUUCCCGUUUCAAUUGUUCUUCUCGUAAUAUUCAUCCUCAGUCUCCUGCUCUUCAUCUUUAGACACCGGGUAUCUCUAUUGAUCAGAGGGGGCCCUCAGAACUAUUCAGUCACAGAAUCUGUAGAACAAAACAAAGUGGAAGAAGAUGUUUCCUACUCAUGUAUUAACACUCAUAAUUUACAGUUGGUUUUCACUGGACUGUAA
Messenger RNA from Rana temporaria (common frog), 995 nucleotides. Its product is annotated as putative high affinity immunoglobulin gamma Fc receptor IC. Gene Ontology annotation, biological process: cell surface receptor signaling pathway. Lineage: Eukaryota; Metazoa; Chordata; Amphibia; Anura; Ranidae. The record is from RefSeq and is a predicted model, not a curated record. The transcript has 6 exons. Bases 168 to 995 code for a protein of 275 amino acids. Gene Ontology annotation, molecular function: transmembrane signaling receptor activity.